AUGGCUACCACCUCGCACAUGUUUAUGUACUCUGCGACGAUCCAAGCACCAACUGCUAUUACCCAGGCUAUCCUUGGUCAAUUUGCAGGAACCAAGGAGCAACAGAUCGUCACCGCGUCAGGCUCAAGUUUGACCAUUCACCGGCCUGACUCGGCUCAGGGAAAAAUCACACCCAUCUUCUCUACAAAUGUCUUUGGCAUUGUUCGCUCCUUAGCAGCUUUCCGAUUGGCUGGUAGCAACAAAGAUUACAUUGUCAUUGGCUCAGACUCGGGUCGAAUCGCUAUUGUUGAAUAUGUUCCCGCCCAGAACCGCUUCGCGCGCCUCCACUUGGAGACAUUUGGAAAGUCUGGAGUGCGUCGCGUUGUUCCCGGACAGUAUCUUGCAGUGGAUCCGAAAGGACGUGCUUGCUUGAUCGCUUCCGUGGAAAAGAACAAGCUGGUCUAUGUUCUUAAUCGCAACUCGCAGGCGGAGCUCACCAUCUCCUCGCCGCUUGAAGCCCACAAGGCACAGACCUUGGUGUUCGCCAUGAUCUCCCUGGACGUUGGCUAUGAAAACCCUGUGUUCGCUGCCCUCGAAGUGGAUUACUCGGAAGCCGACCAGGAUCCCACUGGCCAAGCCUACGAAGAACUCGAGAAGGUUUUGGUUUAUUACGAACUUGAUCUUGGUCUCAACCACGUUAUUCGCAAAUGGUCCGACCCCGUCGAUCGCACGGCUUCCCUCCUCUUCCAGGUACCCGGUGGCGCUGAUGGCCCCAGUGGUGUCUUGGUGUGUGCGAAGGACAACAUCACUUACCGUCACUCCAACCAGGAUGCGUUCCGUGUUCCAAUUCCCCGCCGCAGUGGACCCACUGAAAACCCCGAGCGCAAGCGGUCCAUCGUCGCUGGUGUCAUGCACAAGAUGAGAGGAGCUUUCUUCUUCCUUCUCCAGUCCGAGGACGGUGACCUUUUCAAGCUGACACUGGACAUGGUCGAAGAUGACAAUGGGCAACCAACUGGAGAAGUAAAGAGCUUGAAGAUCAAAUACUUUGACACUGUUCCUGUUGCAACACACCUUCUCAUCCUCAAGAGCGGGUUCCUUUAUGUUGCCAGUGAAGCUGGAAACCAUAAUUUCUAUCAGUUCGAAAAGCUCGGUGAUGACGAUGAUGAGACUGAGUUUUCAAGUGACAAUUUCUCAGCCGAUCCUUCCGCGCCGUGUGCUCCCAUUUACUUCCACCCGAGAGGAGCGGAGAAUGUCAAUCUUAUGGAGAGCAUGAACUCUUUGACCCCUCUUAUCGAUAGUAAAAUUUCCAACCUCACCGAAGAUGAUGCUCCUCAAAUAUACACAAUCUGUGGCUCUGGAGCUCGCAGUUCUUUCCGCACCCUCAAGCAUGGGCUCGAGGUCUCCGAAAUUGUCGAAUCCGACCUUCAGCAGGUGCCAUCCGCUGUUUGGACUACUAAGUUGACUCGUGCUGACGAGUUCCACACUUACAUUAUCCUUUCUUUUGCCAACGGUACCCUUGUUUUGAGCAUCGGAGAGAUCGUUGAAGAAGUUUCGGACACUGGAUUCCUGUCCACAGCGCCUACCCUGGCCGUACAGCAACUUGGUGAGGAUUCGUUGCUCCAAGUUCACCCUCGUGGAAUUCGCCAUAUCCUCGCGGACCGGCGAGUCAACGAAUGGCCUGCUCCUCAGCAUCGAUCUAUCGUUGCGGCAGCCACCAAUGAACGUCAAGUCGCCGUGGCACUCAGCUCCGGUGAGAUCGUCUACUUUGAACUGGAUGCCGAUGGAACCUUGGCCGAAUAUGACGAGCGACGACAGAUGUCUGGUACAGUCACUUCACUCAGUCUAGGCGAGGUUCCAGAGGGUCGUGUCCGAAGCUCCUUCCUGGCUGUCGGAUGUGAUGACUCGACUGUCCGUAUUCUCAGCCUUGACCCUGACUCGACCCUUGAAAAUAAGUCAGUCCAGGCCCUGUCGGCUGCACCCUCUGCUCUUCAGAUUAUGGCCAUGUCCGAUUCGAGCUCGGGAGGCAAGACUCUCUAUCUGCAUAUCGGCCUUUACUCCGGAGUCUACCUUCGCACUGUUUUGGACGAAGUCACCGGCGAGCUUUCAGAUACCCGAACUCGUUUCAUUGGUGCCAAGCCCGUGAAGCUGUCUCAAGUGUCCGUCAAGGGCCAGACAGCUGUCCUUGCUUUGAGCGCUCGUCCUUGGCUCGGAUACUCUGAUGUCCAAACCAAGAGCUUUAUGCUCACUCCCCUGGACUACGUUGGUCUUGAGUGGGGAUGGAACUUCUCCAGUGAGCAAUGUGAAGAGGGAAUGAUCGGUAUUCAAGGCCGAAACCUACGUAUUUUCUCUGUCGAGAAACUCGACAACAACAUGCUCCAGGAGUCAAUUCCCCUCGCUUACACGCCUCGACGCUUUGUUAAGCACCCCGAACAACCCCUUUUCUACGUCAUUGAAUCCGACAACAAUGUCCUCUCCCCCGCUACCCGUCAGAGACUGGUUGAAGAUUCCCAGGCUCGCAAUGGUGAGGUUGCAGACCUUCCUCCCGCCGACUUCGGAUAUCCUCGAGGAGACGGGCACUGGGCUUCAUGUGUUCAGAUUGUUGACCCAGUUUCAACCAAAUCUGUCGUCUUUACGCUGGACCUUGAGGAUAACGAGGCAGCAGUCAGUCUCGCCGCUGUAUCCUUCUCCAGCCAGGAUGAUGAAACAUUCCUGGUCGUGGGAACUGCCAAGGACAUGACUGUCAGCCCUCCCUCCUGCAAGGGCGGUUUCAUCCACAUUUAUCGCUUCCAAGAUGAUGGUCGCGAUUUGGAGUUCAUCCACAAGACCGCAGUUGAAGAGCCGCCCCUCGCUCUUCUAGGCUUCCAAGGCCGCCUGUUGGCCGGUGUCGGUCCUAGCCUCCGUGUCUAUGACCUCGGUAUGAAACAACUGCUUCGCAAAUGCCAGAAGGAUGUCGUGCCCAAGACCAUUGUUGGUCUUCAAACGCAAGGAAGCCGCAUUGUCGUUAGCGAUGUUCGCGAUAGUGUCACCUACGUUGUCUACAAAUACCAGGACAACGUCCUCAUACCUUUCGCCGAUGAUUCCAUUGCACGCUGGACAUCAGCUACUACCAUGGUGGACUACGAGACUACCGCAGGUGGUGACAAGUUCGGUAACCUAUGGUUGCUGCGUUGCCCUCCCAAGGCCUCGGAAGAAGCCGACGAGGAUGGAUCUGGUGCGCAUCUUCAGCAUGAGAAGGGCUACCUUCAUGGAACCCCCCACCGCCUCGAGUUGAUGAUCCACUACUACGCCCAAGACAUUCCUACCAGCCUUCACAAGACACAGCUGGUUCCUGGAGGUCGCGACGUCGUUGUUUGGACCGGUCUACAUGGCACCAUCGGAAUGUUCAUUCCUUUCGCUAGCCGUGAAGAUGUCGACUUCUUCCAGUUGCUGGAGACACAAAUGGCUACCACACAGCCCCCUCUCGCUGGACGGGACCAUCUGAUGUACCGCGGAUACUAUGCGCCUGUUAAGGGCGUCAUUGACGGAGAUCUCUGCGAGAUGUAUCUCUUGUUGCCUAAUGACACGAAGAUGAUGAUUGCAGCGGAACUUGAUCGCUCAGUUCGUGAAAUCGAGCGCAAGAUUUCGGAUAUGCGAACACGGGUGGCGUAUUGA
Molecule: messenger RNA, 3630 nt
Organism: Penicillium soppii
Lineage: Eukaryota; Fungi; Ascomycota; Eurotiomycetes; Eurotiales; Aspergillaceae
Product: DDB1/RSE1 family protein
Exons: 4
Coding region: 1-3630 (1209 amino acids)
Biological process (GO): mRNA splicing, via spliceosome
Cellular component (GO): nucleus; U2 snRNP
Molecular function (GO): U2 snRNA binding; protein binding
Source: RefSeq, a predicted model, not a curated record